This is a messenger RNA of Medioppia subpectinata, 784 nucleotides long. The record is from the annotation of a GenBank genome assembly. NCBI's taxonomy places the organism in Eukaryota, Metazoa, Arthropoda, Arachnida, Sarcoptiformes, Oppiidae.
AGGAUUUCCAGCUUAGAGUCCAUUGUCGAUGAAUAUCGCCAUUUUGUGGAACAGUUAGAAACAGAGAUUAAAUCACUGAAGAAUGGCGAGGAAUCGGAAGAAUGUCACCACAAGAUGAAGGCAUUUGAGAAUAGCUUCAAUGAAAUAAAAGCCAUGAAAGACAAAGAGGUGGAGAUUGUGGAGUCGAUGGACACUUCGCCCCCCGACGCGAGCACAACAGUCACGCCUACUGUUUAUCGCGUCAUUCAUUUCAAUCAAAACCCAAUCGCAGUAAACGUUGAGAAACAUAACGAAGAAUUCAAACGACUCGUCGAUGAGAACCAAAAACUGUUGAAUAGAAUCGUAUCGUUAGAGUCGGGAUCAGAAGCAGACGUCAGUAAAAGGCUCGAAGAAGGCGUCAAAAAUAGUCAAGAAUUGGAAAAACUGCAGAAAAAGUUGAGUUCCGCUGAAAAGAGUCAGCAAAAGAUUAUCGACGCCUUUAAGCGGACGAGUAAAGAGUUCCGAGAAGUUUGCUAUCGUUUAACGGGUUUUCGAAUCGAUCUAUUGAAGCAAAACACAUACCGUUUGGCUCACAUGUACGCCGAUUCUGCCGACGAUGUGUUGUUGUUUGAAUGCGAUUCCGACCGAACCAUCAAAAUGCUUGAAAACCAGUACUCAAACAAACUUCAAGAUUCUGUGCAGACAUAUCUCACAACACACGACAGUUUCCCGGCAUUUCUCGCUUCCCUUACACUCGAACUCUUCCACAAACAAACUAUUGUCUCGUGAAUUGGUUGACAGAAAU